Podarcis lilfordi (Lilford's wall lizard) is the source of this 15451-nucleotide messenger RNA. Lineage: Eukaryota; Metazoa; Chordata; Lepidosauria; Squamata; Lacertidae. The record is from the annotation of a GenBank genome assembly.
ACGAGGCCGGAAGCAGCGUAUCCGGCGCGCGCGCGCCGCAGCUCCCGCCGUUGUUGCCAGGGCAGCUGUGCGUAAUUACGCGCGGAAAGAAGGCGCGCAGAUGGACGAGCUCCCGGCUUCGCGGGACUCCGGGGACUCCAGCCUCGCGGGCUGCCGAGUGACGCAGCGGCUGCAGCAGCUGAGCGUGGCUGGCGGUGCCGAGGGGAGCUCGGCCGGGAUCUGCCCGCUGGCCCUUGCCGUGAAGGAGGGAGAGAAGGGAGCCACGGAGGCCUCCGACCCUCAUGGAGGCGGCGUGGAAGGAGGAGCCCCGCAGCCCGGGUCCUGUCCCGGCCUGCUGCAGCCGUCCGGCGCGACGGAAGAGGAGCCGCCUCCGCUGGGAAAUGGCUCGUCGUCGUCCUCCGUCGGCGGCCCGCGGCUCAGUUUCAACGCCGGAGAAGGAGGCGAGCCGGGCGGGGGACCUCGCCGCGACCCCGAUGCACCCGCUGCACCGGCAGACGAGACGCCCCUCCCCGGCGAGAGAAGGGAGGAGAAGCCGCCGUCGCCCGAUUUGAGAAGCCUUCCGGAUUUUAACGGCGACCUCCAAGAUGUAGGGAUGGGUGUCGCGGAGGAAUCGAGGCCGGCGCCGCUAGGGAUCGAGCAGGACUCGUCGGCGAUAGAAGGCGGCGGCUCCUCCUCGGAUUCCGACAGGUGGGUAGUUCCGCAAAGCAUGGCAGGAAAUCCCGCCCGGCCGGAAUCUUGCAUUUUCGAACUUCCCGGGGAAGUAGGAGAGGAAAGCGGGUAUUUGUACUGCUCGGCUUGCCACCUAGCUGCGCGUCACCUUUUAAUGGCCGCGAGACUGGAGAAAAGCACUUGGGGAAAGUUAGAUGCUGGAAAAGGACCUUGCCUGGCUGUGCUUCGGCAGUGAUGGGUUGCCGGUUGUGUAGCAGGAAAAAACGUCGCGUGCUGCUCUAUAGAGUCUGUUUUAUUUUGUGCUACCUUCCACUUUUGGUUGGUACCACCUUUAUAAAAAGCACGAGGUUUUUCUUCCUUAACAUAUUUUAAAACUGACGUCUGUCCUUACAUAUGCUAGGGCAGUAUGCGGCAGGAGUGAUGUAAGUUAAUAUUAAAACAAAUCUAAACGGAGUUCGAAGUAGUUAAAAAUGAUGGAGCAGACUACCAACACUUAAAAAUGCCAAAUAUUUUAACUAGCUCUUGCAAUAAACUUGUUUAUGUCCAGACAUAUUGAUAAGAACAUAGUCUGCUGGAUCAGGCAGUGGCCUGUAUAGCCUAGCAUUCCUUAUCACGGUUGCCUAUGGGAAGCCUAGGAAACUGCUAGUUAAGUGAUAUGUAACAGAACCAGAUGUAUGCAUAUAUAUUGGGCCUAUUUUUCAAUGCUACACCAGUGUGGUUUAGUGGUUACAGUGUCUGACCAGGACAUUGGAGACCAAAGCCCACUUGGCCCAUUAAGCUCACUGGGCGACCUUGGCCUAUCCACUUCCUCUCAGGCUAACCUGCUUCACACUGUUCUUGUGUGAAGCGGUACCUCCUCAUUAAAUGAGGAGGGGGCAAACCAUGUACACCACCUUGAGCUCCUUGGAGAAAAAGGGUCUUCUAAAAAUCCAGUAAAUCCAUCACUAAAAAGGCUCCGUCCCUGAUACCUGUCAACCUGACCAACCUUAGUGGUGGGCCAUUUGGAUGUGGCUCCUGCUUCAAAUAACAGUUUAUGAAACUUUGCUAUAAAUUAGUAAAGGUAAAGGGACCCCUGACCAUUAGGUCCAGUCGUGGCUGACUCGGGGGUUGCAGCGCUCAUCUCGCUUUAUUGGCCGAGGGAGCCGGCGUUUGCCCGCAGACAGCUUCCAGGUCAUGUGGCCAGCAUGACUAAGCCGCUUCUGGCGAACCAGAGCAGCACACGGAAACGCUGUUUACCUUCCCGCCGGAGCAGUACCUAUUUAUCUACUUGCACUUUGACAUGCUUUCGAACUGCUCGGUUGGCAGGAGCAGGGACCCAAAAAUGGGAGCUCACCCCGUUGCGGGGAUUUGAACCGCCAACCUUCUGAUCAGCAAGUCCUAGGCUCUGUGGUUUAACCCACAGUGCCACCCACGUCUCCAUAAAUAAGUAAAUAAAUAAGUAAAUUCAGGUUGUAGGUUCCUGAAUGCUUGAACAGACCUUGUCUUGUCAUGACCAGAGCUAUGUGUGCUGUUAAAAAGUUGAAUAUUAAUAUACUGCAAAAGCUAAAUUCUAUUGGCAUAUUAGUGAUGAGAAUUAACAAUACUUGGAUUUUGUUUGUUUGUUUAGCACAAUACUCCCAAGUAAGAAAGUGGCACUAAGGGCUUGCAAAGCAUUGUAGUUCUGGCACUGGGAAUACUGGGUCUCUGCCAACCUGCUGACUAUGGAAAUUUUGUGCAGGCAUCAACAAGCCGGUGAAAUACAUACAUCCUUGCUGCCCUGAAAGUUAGAAAUGUAUUGUUGCAGGCCAUGCGAAAUCGCUGCUGAGCUGUGCACAGGGUUCCAGGGGUCUUGGUCCUCAACCAGGGCCUAUGCUUCUUGGGAGAAUUGAAGACAACAGUGGAGGCUGUCAUUGCUUUAAGAAAUAUGAUUUAUUCACAUGUUUACACUUGAGUUUAGAUUCAGGUAGAAAUUGCAAAAUAUCUUUUGGAGGACCAGCAUAGUUCUCAGCUCAACUGUAUUAUGCUUUUGAACUUUUUAAAUGUCUGUUCUUGUGGGGAAGAACAUUGGUACUGGCCAGAGUCCGAAUAAAUUGUGGGCUCUCUAAGAGCCUUUUGCUUGGAGAGGCUCAGCAAACAAUUGUUUAGUCCCUUUCCAAUCCUGCUCCCUCCUCUGUAGCUCGUUCUGUAGAGUCCCCCUAAAGCUCAGAUUUGCAUCUCAUUCAUGCCUUGAUGGCAGGCUACCAAGUGAACCAGAGUUUAGGCUUCUGCGAAAUUUUGUGAUCAUAACAGCACUUACCAAUCCAGGAUUGUGUCCAGUGGUGUUUCUCGUGUGACAGGAAGGAUUCCAUUGCUUCCUUCCCAAAAUGUUCUCCAGAGGGUUGGGGAAUCCUUCAGACCAUGUUUUUUUUUUGGGGGGGGGAGCAGGGUUCCAAGCAAGAGAGGGAAAUCACUGGAUAUUACUUUCCCCUAUUCUGCUGAUUGAAGCCUUACCAUAAGUUGAGUGACAUAGUUGGAUGCAGCCCAUAGGCUUCUUUUGCUAUUAUAUGAACAACAAUUUCUUCUUUUAAGAUUUUUCUGUAAAUAGAAUGUGGCAGGAGAUAUGCUGAAGAAUAAAAAUAAAAUUUAACUUUCGUGCAGUGAUACAGACAGUUCAUCUACAGACAGUUCAUCUUCUGUCUCCUCUUCUUCCUGUCUUCCAAUGCUGUCCGAAGAUGAUGAUCAGCAGUCUAAGACUGAAAGUAACUCUUGCCCUAAUAGAAAGAAGGGCGAAUUAAGUGAAGUAAGUAUGUUGAUUUAUAGACUAUCCUCAUCUACCUAUAGUUGGACGGUUUAUCUGAGAAUCUUAUCUGUAGUGCUUUUAUAGGGCAGAAUUAGAUGUUGUUAUAGAAAGUGCUCAGAGCAAAGGGGCCCUCCUCCUUUGUCUGUUAAAGCAUUGCAAGGGAUGCUUUGGAGUCCCACUUUAUCAUCUUUCCCUAUCACUUGUUUUUCUGGUCCAAACUUAAAGUUAGCAAGUGCCAAAACAAGUGUAUUGUUUAUUAUUGUAUAUAUUUGAACAAUUUAUAAACUGCAUGGCUGCAAUAGUUGCUAAGCAGUUUUCUAAGAUACAAUACCUCCAAAAUUAAAACUGUAAAAUCAAGAAAACAAGUUAAUAAUAAUAAGUAUUGUUUUGUUAAUGUUUGUCUUUCUCUUCAUGUACAGUGUCUGUUUUUGCUCCUCUUUUUUAAAAAAACCCUCAACACAGCAACUAUAAACUUCAGUAAAAGUUCAGUAAAAAUGACUGCAGUAGGCACUCAUUAGGGAGAAGGCUCUUGGUGGAUAUGGUCUGUACCUCUGAGCCAUGGGGAACAUUUAACAGUGACUCCUGGAAAUCUCAGUGAUAGGGCAGGGAUAUAAGGAAUUAGGCUGCCCUUCAAUACUGGGCCCCAAUGGUAAAUUAUUACAAAACCUUGAACCUGGCCCAGUAGUGUUUGGGCAGCCACUGCAGACUUUUCAGGUUUUGUACCAGCAAUAGUCUGUCCCCAUCAACAGUCCAACUAAAGCUUUUUGCAUCAGCUGGAGCCUGUGGACCAAGGUCCAAGAUGUGCUGUGAUUACUGUCUCCAUCUCCACCCCCAGCCCAAGAGUCAAGAGAAGCAAAUAACAGGCUGCUUGCUUCCUUUUAGGCACCCAUGCUGCCUUCCCUAGUUAAUGAGAGCUCAAGAGGCAUGAAGACACUGGGCAUGCACAUCCUUUGUCACUUUUGGUGAUUUGUAGGGAAGAUAGCCAGAGGAGUUCCCGUUGUACUGUUCUUGCCUUUCCUUGGGCACCAUGCAUCCAAACAUGCAGAGUUUGCUAAAAUUAGAUGUUUUGGCCAAAGGAAGCUCCAGGGAGGCUCACUUAGCAUCUUCAUUACAUAUCUUCAGGCAGGUGCCAGUUGAAAACAUUCCUCUCCUCCCUGGCCUUUGGCUGCUUAAACAAUCUAUGGUCUUUUAAAGGGGGAGCAUUGUUUUGUUUGCUAUUAUGUUAUGUGUUUUUGUGUUUUUAUACGUAAACUCCCCUGUGAUCCUUGGAUGGAGGGUGGUAUAUAAAUUUAAUGAAUAAAAACAAGGUUAACUAAUUGUGGAUUUUAGGUCUGCAGUUAUAAAUUGACCCUCGGCCAGACAGCUACAAAGAGAUUUCUAGGGUGGGCAGCAGUAGGAUUAAUAUUUUAUUAUGAAAAUAAAUUCUUAAAAUUAUCCAGCAGGAGCCACUUCCUGUUGAAGAUUUUACCAUAAUUCUUCCUGAAUCGGUUGAACUUAUGCCUUUUGGAAAAGUUUCCAGCAUCAUUGAGCAUCUAGGUAAGCGAAAUGUUUAUGUGUGUGCAUGCUUUUUCAAUAAUUGUUCUCCUUUAUAGUUCAUAGUGUAUUGAGAAGCUUAAUGUUUUGACAGAGGGAUUCCUUUUGGAGGAAAGGCAGGAUAUAAGAAUAAGUUAUAAUAUGAUACCAUAUUCCUAAGUGUGUAGAUGCCAAGUGUAUAGUAUAGUUUAGUGUCAAGGGAUAGUCAGAACCUCUAGAAUGUGUACUUUUUGUUUCACCCCCUGGUUUCAUGCACAUCUACCCAAAACCUAUAUUUCAUUCAUUUCAUGCAUGCAGCUGUGCAUCCUGCCCCGCUCUCUCUCGGGCUACCAUCAAAAUGCAACUUCUUCUUAUGCUUCCUUUGUCCCUCCAAAAUGUGUAGUAGGUCUCUUCUGCCUUACACUUCUCAUCUCUGUGACUAUUACUGCACCACAUAGAACUAAAACCUAAAGGUAAAGGGACCCCUGACCAUUAGGUCCAGCCAUGGCUGACUCUGGGGUUGCGGCGCUCAUUUCGCUUUAUUGGCCGAGGGAGCCGGCGUACAGCUUCCGGGUCAUGUGGCCAGCAUGACUAAGCCGCUUCUGGCAAACCAGAGCAGCACACAGAAACGCUGUUUACCUUCCUGCCACAGCGGUACCUAUUUAUCCACUUGCACUUUGACGUGCUUUCGAACUGCUAGGUUGGCAGGAGCUGGGACCGAACAACGGGAGCUCACCCCGUCACGGGGAUUCGAACCACCGACCUGAUUGGCAAGUCCUAGGCUCCGGUUUAACCCACACCUCGCCAAAUUCUCAUUUUGACUCUUUUGCCGCCCCUUCUUCCUCACUAGGCUCUCUCCUUGUUUCAGCAGGGUGCCCUUGCCAAUAAGAUCAUUUUGUCUUGAGAAUUCCUAACUUUUCUUCUAGUUGUCAAUGCUAAAACAUGUGUUAUGUGGAAGGUUGUCUGGGGGCACAAAUUGAGCCACUUGGCCAGCGAUAAACUGCAGUGCAUUGAGAAUAAAGGCUGAAGAAGAAAAAGCUUUGUAGAAUGUGUAUCACAGAAAGCAAUGACAAUAUGUGAAAGUAAAUAGAAAAUAAGCUUUGGGAAAGGUAGUGGUUUUUGUGCUUGGUGUUCAGUUAGUAGUGAUAUUUUAGUAUUGGAAGUUUCUUAAUAGCGCCACAAACACUGCAGUGUCAAAGAUUCCAUUGGCAAAGGAUAAUUCUGAGGUAUAGUCCACAUAGUGAUUCAGUUCCAUAUUGGUGGCAAUAUUUUUCAUACUUUCUGUGGGCAUUUGUUUACUCUUCAUUAAGUUGAAGGUGGUAAUUCUGGAAUUGCAGCUAAAGUUGGAGAGGAAGAGAAGAGGGACACACCAUAGUACCACAGAGCUAGCUGCAAAAAUCUGUAUCUUUAGGCAGGACACUGUAUAUAUUAAAUUGUAUUAUACAAAUUAAAAAUCUACUUAUUCCAGUUAAACCUAGAGGCAAGUAAGAUUGUCCAUGCCAGAGAAGGCUGCAUGAGUCUAGCAAUGCUGUUCCAAAAACUCCUGGGUUUAUACCAUAAAAUUAAAAUACGGAGAAAGCAAAGCUGUUGGCAUGCAUGUGAGGUAAAUGGUUUCUUUUUUUAAGAAAAAAAUGUUUCUGUACUGUUCUUCCUGUGGGAGCCAACAGCGAUGAACAAUAUAGAGAAUACAAUAAUCAAAACCAUCUUAAAAGCAUUUAAAAUGCAUCUGAAACCAAAAUAAUGUACAAAAACAUUAAUUGAAAACAUGUUGUUGCCAUGUUUGUUUCGAAGCAGCAUGGUAUGAAUGAACUGCCAUAAUGGGGGGGGGGGGAGUAUUUUUGCUGUUCAAGAAGGAAAAGUGUAUUGAGCGUAAUAUUCUUGUCUAGAUUUUGACUCAUGUUGCGGCUCUUCCUUCUGGUUCCCCUUAGCAUUACCCCUCUUUUUGUGCUUGAAAUGGUACGGGCCAGACACUAGCAUGCUGCAUUUCUCCUAAGAUUGCGAAUCUGUAAGUGAACCCCAUUGAACAGAGUGGGACAUGAGACUGAAAAAAUAUGCACAGGCUUUCACUGCAAAUCUUACCUUUCUAAAACCAAAUAAGAUAGGUAACGGAUUUAAAGUGACAGGGUCUUUCAAGCACAUUUUCUACACAGAACAUGAAUCAUAGUCUGUCAAAUGCAAGCGAUUUAAAUCAAGCCUAAAAUUGUGCUGAUAGCUGUGUAAUCCUGAUUGUAUGAAAACACACAUGCAGAAAUAUAGUGUGACUAGUACAACUGAGCGUUCUUAUUGGAUACUCCAGCCAUUGUGAUUAAGUCACUAAAAUAUGCAUUUUAAGGUGACGUAUUUCUUUUUGAGUUAAAAUCUACUCAGUAGUUCCAUCUGUUCAAAACAUGGGUCAUUGUACUUGGGUUUGUCCAACCUUUUUUUUUCUUCCUGGGGGUACAUUUGAAAUUUCGGGAGUGCUGUGGCUGCUGCACCUCAGUCCCCUCUCCCCCUCCCUCCCUGAUUAUUUUUACACAAGGUCCUCUGGAAACCACUGUCACAGUGAUAAACUGCAAAGCUGUAAAUCACAGAUCAGCAGCACCAAAGCACAAAAAUAUUGAUGAAAGGCACAGAUCCUUAUGGAUCUGAACCGUUUCAAGAUGGGAUGCCAAUAGAUUACAGAACACAUAUAUGGACAGAUACUUUGAUAAUGUGAACAAGUGGGGAAAUGCCUUGCAACUCAUUACAGUAAGUUACAGGUUUUGAUUUACAGCUUCAGGCCUUUAAAGAAAAGUUUAUAUGUGGUACAAUAUAUUUUCACACCUGAUGAGGUGAGAAGAGAGAGACCAAAGCCAUUAACUGACACUCACAAGAUCACUCUUGCUACUAUUCAACUAAGUUUUAUUUAGAGUAGACCUAUUUGAGUUAAUGAGCAUGACUAAGUUAGGUCCUUUAAUUUCUGUUGAUCUGCACCCUGUGUAGUCUGGUGUUAGCCAGAACAUGUCACAAGAGUGCACUUUUUUAUUUUUCUAUUGCUUCACCUUUAUAGCCCUAGUAGGGAUCAAGCUGUCACUGCUGCAUUAAUUGUACUCUGGAGUUUUUUUGUGAAGGAGUGAUGAGUGUGAAUAUUUAAUUGAUCAUUAUACUGUCUCAGAAUGGAUGACUUCCUUGCCAGGAAAUGAGUUUCCGUUAAUAAGUGUUGCAGAAGCAUUUUCUUGUUUCUGCAGCAAUGAAUAUUAGAUUUUUGCAGGAUAAUUGGGAGUAAUUUACAUUUUUAUUAAAUGAUAUCAAAUCACCUGCCUUCUUUGUAGUUUUCUUCUUUAGAAAUUGACACUCUUUUACAUAGUUUCAUGCACUUUUGAUGUUAAACAUGAAAUCUGCUUGUCAGAAAGUAUAUAAUAGGAAAGGUAACAGUUUAUCCACAAUAUCCACAAUUCAUUACAUUGCUAUUAGUUCUACAGCAAAGUGUCACAGUGCUUUUCUUGAAGCUAUUGAUCUCUGCGUCUUUUAAUUAUAGCGUCCCAGUGAAUAUCAAGCUUAAUGGAGAGGUGUAGCAUUCUGAUAGUUCUAGCAGAAGUUGAUAGAUGUCUAAUUUCCAUCUGUAGAAACAAUAGAGCUUUCUGAUUUGUAGCAAUAAGCAAUUGUAAACAGUGAGCUUGUGAGUACUGAGAAUGCUACUCUGUCUUACAACAAGCUCAUCACGUGAAUACCUUCAAAUGGGGCACUGCUUUCCCAGUGCACAUGCUGGUUUCACAUGAUGCAUGGCUCAAACUUUAUUCAUCAGUGCAGCUAUAGAUUAAUAUUGUAGUUUAAAGUACCAUAUAUACUUGAGUAUAAGCUGAGUUUUUCAGCAUAUUUUUUUAUGCUGAAAAAGCCUCCCUCAGCUUAUACUCGAGUGAGGCGGGCGGCAGCAGAGGGACAAGCGGCGAGAAAGGAGCCCUUUCUCGCCGCUCGUCCCUCCGCCACUGCCCGCCUCUUGCAAGGGCAGGCACAGGGGCCGAGGUUGGAAGAGGCUCUGCGCUGUGCCUCUCCCAACUGGGCUCCUAUGCCUGCUCUUGUGAGCGGCAGAGGUGGCGGCGGAGGGACGAGCAGCCUGAAAGGAGCCCUUUCGGGCUGCUUGUUAUUCCUCCUCUUUCACCGCUGUCGGCAGUGGCAGAGGAGGAAGGAGCAGCCUGAAAGCAGCCCUUUGGGGCUGCUUGUUCUUCCUCCUCUGCUGCUGCCGCUGCCAGGUUUGUGGUGUGGUGAACCGGCUUAUACUCGAGUCAAUAAGUUUCCCCAGGUUUUUGUCCUAAAAUUAGGUGCCUCUGCUUAUAUUUGGGUCGGCUUAUACUCGAGUAUAUACGGUAGUUCCUCAAACUUGGGUUAUGAAGGUAGAAGCAGGGCAAUGAGAUUUAAACUAAUGCUGUUUAACCUUCUUUUGGAAAAGGUUGUCAGCUUUAUAAUAUUUUCUUUUUAGUAAUAAUAGAGUCACAGAAAGGGCUACCUCCAGUCAAUGAAGAUACGGUGCUAUUUAAAGAAGAUCGGCAUUCAAUGGGAAAGGUGAGCAAAUUGCACAUGACUUGUACUGUAUAUAUUAUUUUUUAAAGCAGGAAUGGGGAACCUCAGGCCUGGGGGCUCAAUGCAACUCUCCAUCUGGACCUUGGGAUUCUCCCCAGACUCCAUCACUUGGGCCUCCCCACCCCUGGCCUGCCGAAGGCUACCCACAAGGGAACGUGGCCCUCAGACUCAAAAGGCUUCCCCAUCACUAAUCUAAAGCCUUUUGGCUUUUUGCAUUCUGCUCAUUAUGAGUUUUUACAUAUUUUUUAUUCACGUCUAAUGAAUUUCUGGGGAAAUACAUUUUUUAAAGUAAAGAACAACUGAAGAGGUAGAAAUACUUUGCCAGUAUAAAGGCACUAUCAAGCUACCUUACAUAGGCAGUAACCUUGAAGAUACUUAACUGUACUUUCAAACAUGAUUUUGAAAAAAUGACUCGCCAUGUCGCAUAGGUUCAGCUAGUGAUAAAAUAUAGAUUGAAAGCCUCUUCCUUUGUUUUAGAUUGUAUGUUGCAGGCCCUAUUUCUCUCUUGUGUUGCACUUAUUUGCAUACAUUCAAAUGAACUUGGCUUUUCUGUUUGAGCAUUCAAAGAAACAUGCCUAAAAUCAAUGGGGCCUGGAGGUGAAUUCUUACAGGGUUGUGUUCAGCAGUGUUGUCCAUCUUACUUUAAGACUGCCAUUAGCAGAACAGGACAGAAGCAAUUUUCACUGAUUCCCUCUCCCUUCUUAAGCCCCUGCACCCUUCCUAAAUCACUCAACCAUUUGAAGGGGGGGGGGGGAGGAAUCAUUGAAAACUGCUUCCUUCCUUGUUCGUCUGACAGAAGCCUUAUGAGCAGCUGAGUAAUGCUACAUUGUUUGAUACAACAUAGUAUUUUAUAUUGGGUGCUUCAGUUCCCCAAGCUGUGACGUGUUUUGGAUUGCUACUAUAUCAUUAGCCCAAGUCAGUAUGGCUGUGCUGACUGGGGCUGAUGAAAGUUAGUCCAAAACAUGUGGAGGGCACCAGGUUGGUGAAUACUAAAUUAUAGAAUGUCUAAUGUUGGUUUUUGUCUUGCAGGUCUUUGAGGUAUUUGGUCCUGUGUCACAUCCCUUUUAUGUGCUACAGUUUAACAGUCCUGAGCGUAUAGAAUCCAAAGGUAUUAAGAUGCACGAGGCUGUAUAUUUUGCUCCAUCCGUUGAAAGCUUCACCCAGUAUAUAUUUCCAGAAAAAAUAAAACAGUAAGUAAUGUAAAUGUGUGCAUCUUGAAAGUCUUGCUAAAUAGAUUUAGAACUCAUCUCCUUGAUGAUGCAUUCCGAAAUGCUUAGACAAUACCUUUGCUAGCCAUUAGUGUCCAUAUACUUACAAUUCCUGAUAUAUGAAUAUGAGACUUAUAUGCAGAUGUUCUGUUUAAAAGACGUAAGUAUCCUUUGAGGUCCUUACCUUGGUUCUCCUGAAGAUUUCCUCAUUUUGAGCUAUAAAUUUGGUAUGGAAAUAAACAACUCAUAUUGCCCAGAAGGCUUUUUAAUUCUAGACUUAAUGUAGCCUUCAAAUGAUCCAAAACCUAUCCUUGAGCAUAAUAAGCCUUUUGGAUUUAGGAUUCCUGAUUAAAAAUCGUAGUGAUUUUGAACAGAAGUUAAAAUCAUGUGCUAUAUCCUCUCCCAGAAGGGUGUGUUUGGGAUAGAGGAAGCAUCUAUCCUGAGCUUCUUCAAACGUUGCUCUGUUGAUAACCCUUGUUCCUUAUUCAAAAUGUUCAUCAGAUCAGGUGGAAAUGGGUUUGCUCCUUAUUUGUGGCAACAGGCUAUUCUCUAAACUGAAGGCCUCAUUAAGUAAAUGCAUCAUGCAUGCACCCAGAAGUCCUGUUUUUUUAUCUGUCUUAACCUUUUAUCUGUGGAGGAAUCAUGGAUGAAUCACUGCAAGUAUUGAGAAGCUCAUAUGGGGCGUCUAUAUCUCCAUUCUGCUUUCCCUCUCCUGAGUAACUUGCAUGUUAGACAGAAGGGGGAGGGUAAGGCUCUGAGCCAUGAUGAAAUCAUCUGCUGCAGCUGCUAUGCUGGGGCUUGGACUGGAUCAGGCCCUGUCAGUUUCAGUUAAAAUCUGUUUCUGUUUAGAGAGUGGUAUUAGGGCUCACUGACAGUCCUAUUUCAGUACUGAAGAUAGGAACUUGGAGCUGAAUGAACUGUGACUUGCCCAAGGCCGCUUAGUAAAUUUGUCACAGAGGUAAGAUUUGAACUGUUGCUUUCUGGCUCAUGCUGCUGGCAAAUAUGGUACACAAUUGAAUUGAAGUGGGCAAUUUGAAAAAUUGCCACUGGUUUUCCGGCAGGGUGGAUUUGAUUUAAAUCACUAGUCAGUAAGACUUGGUUUAAAUUAUUAUUUUUUUACAGAAAGACACAUUCUUGCUGGUAUAAUCUUAAUAUUUACAACCAGAUGAAGGUUUCAUUUUUGUAAUAAUAAAUUUUCAGAGUAGUUUUUACAGUUAUAUCAAAAAUUACUGAUUUGGUUAUACUAUUAGAAAUACAUUGACAGAUAAUUAUUAAAUUAUUGUGAGGUUUAAUAAGUUUUUUUAAAAAAUCAUUUAUUUUUAUCCACGCUGUUUUCUGGCUUUUCCUCUCACCCAUGACAAAAGAACUAUCAAAGGACAAAUGUUGUCUUAGGAAUCACAGUUCUUGCAAACUUUUAAUUAAAUCUGACGUUCCCAGACUGGAAUCAAUACUGCAUGUGUACUAUAACGUUCCAUGUAUUUCUUUGCCAUGUGUGGUUUUGCACAUAAGAUGAAUUAGACAUUAUAACAUGCAGGUGAGUUUUCCUAUGUGAAAUUGAUAUCUGUAGUGGAAGCUCUUUUGAGUGUUCAAAUUCUGAAUGGCUGAGGCUACAGGUAGCAUUUCAGUUGUGGUUUUUUUUAUUCUUUCCUCCUGCUUGAGGGUAACAGUAACUCAUGUAUAGAGAUAAUGCCCAGUAUAUAGAUCUUUCACUUUGUCUCAUCUUGCAGAGAGAGAGGAUCUGAUGCAUCAUGGAAAAAUGAUGAAGAACCACCACCCGAGGCAAGUACUUCCUUUUGUGUACAAAUUUUAUACCUUAAUGUCUGUAAGUGGUUACUACUUAAAGAGCAGUAUUCUUGCGGGAUAUUAUAUGCAUAGAAAAAUCACUUAAGCAGUGUCUGUCGUUCAACGGAAUAUGAAUUUCCCUGAGAGCAUCUUAACAUUUAAUUGUCUGAACAACAAUGAGAGAUAGCGCUGCAUAUAUCUUGUCUGCAUCUUCAUUAGCUCUUUAUGAGAAUCGGUGUGAGUUCUUUAGCUCCACGUAUCAGUAGUCUGAAAGCUGGAUUUUCAAAGUAGUUUGUCAAUCUUUAAAAGGUUUUAGUUCAUCCUCAGAAAGAGGAUAAAUUGACUUGGAUCCUAAACUGCUUCUUCAGCGACUUAAUGAAGGAGUAAUUUUCUAUCAUUGCCCCCUCCACCUAUAGCUCCCCACAUGUCCUAUAAUAUUCUCAAGGAUCAAGCUGGGGGAACUCCCAAUGGCAGAUUUUUCAUUAAGUUUGUGAAAGGCAGGUUAGAAUCCCAUGGUCCGUAACAUGUCAUGAAGAUCAUGCUGCUUUAAUUUUGUAUUUCUGCAGUGAAAUUGAUUCUUGGUCCAGUUCCAGAUUGCUUCUCCUUUAGUGUAAAUAGUAAAUUUAGGAAAGAUACAAAACUAGUUGUAUCAUUUUGUACUUUGAAUCCUAUGUAAAUAAUCCUUUCCUAUAUUUUUCACUACUACUACUACAAAUUUAUUAUAUAUACCCCGCCCAUCUGCCUGGGUUUCUCUUCUACUACUAUACUCCAUUGGUAGUAAAGGUGCAUAUAGUGUAUUCCAGAAUGUCAUAUUUAUGAAUGAGCAUCAAAUAACCUGUUAUUGCCUGCUGAUAGCCAGUAAAAAAAACCAAAUGGUAUAUUCUGCUCAGUUUCCAGUUUCUUAUGUAAAUAUUUUGAUCUAGGCUUUAGAUUAUAGUGAUGAUGAGAAAGAGAGAGCAGCUAAACAGCAGAAGAAAUCUCAGAAUCUAAGAAGAAAGAAGUGCCGACCACAACCAGAGGAUUCCAGUAAGUAGGUGCUAUUACGGAAUUUUAAUGUUGGGCCUCAAACCAAAUUAAUGUAUAAAAGCUCAAAAUCCCACUUUCUUAGAUGGAUUACUGUAUGAAUAUAGCAUAAUUGUAAAUUUUAGUCCUUGCGUGUGAGAACCUUUCAGUGUCAAUAUUGUCUUUAUCCUGAACAGAUUAACAGUGUGGGGUUGCAGGGGGAAAUUAUCAUUUAUUCUGCUACGGAAGCUGGAAAUGUUUAUUGAAUUUUUAUCACACCCUUCUACCCAAAUGAAUCCACGGUGUCAGCAGACAUUCAUUGGUUCGUUGCAAUUUAUAUGCUGCCUUUCUCGCAAGGUAACCAAGGCAGUUUACAAAUUUAAAGGACUGAAACAAAUGAAAACACACUUAAACUUGGCCCAGGGUGGGAAGGGGGCAGUCCGUGUUCCCCAUGAUACCACAUUCGCAGGAUAACCCUGAAUUACCAAAAUACCACAUUGCUUUUUCAUUUCUUUCUGCAGAUGGGAACGGAGCUCAUUAUCAGCCCAGAAGACAAUAUCCUUCAGAUUAUUCACAUGGAUAUUUUGGGAGAGAACCCAAUCCUACCUUUGCCAGGAGUCGAUUUCCUCAUUCAUCUGCUUCCCCACGUUCCUUCAGGCAGUAUGGGACAUCUCCACAGCAUUACUCUAACUUCACAGAACUUCCAAAGCCUUCAGCUUAUUGCCAGCAGCAGAGGCAGGAGAACCUGAGGAGACAUCAAUAUUCUUUUCCUCCCCCAACAUUUGAAACUGUUAAUAACGAGGCAAAUUUCCCACCUCCUCCCCCAUCUGUACCAUGGGGGUGGCCUCAUGAGUGUAGUCAGAAUGCAUACGACCCAUUGUUCUCACUGCUGUCUCUGCCACCACCACCACCACCUCCAAUACCACCUCCACCUGCUGCUCCCCACAAUGCUCAUCUUCCUUAGAGUAAAGUGGUUCUUCUGUCAUUCAGGGACCUGGAGAAUCUAUAAUUGUGCACCUGAUGCUUUGUAUAUUCUUACGUCCCCUGUGGAGAGAAUGAUUUUCAAAUUAUGUACAAAAAUAUAAACUUUGAGGUUCUUGUAUGGAAUCAAAAAUAUAAACCAUGUGUAUUUUUUGUUUGUUUUUAGAACAGACAAAAGAAUAGGGGAAUAGUGGUUUAAAUUUUUUAGAGCAUACCUACAUCUAAUGGAAAUACUAAAACACGACUAUAUUUUUAUCUUGAGUUUGUACAAUCCAAGUUCCUAGAAUUUUUUUUAUAAAGCUGUACAUUAUUUUUAUAGUAGCUGUCCUAAACUAAUGUAUGUAUUUGUCAAUGCAAUAAAAGAAGAUUGUGUUUGCGGGGUAUAUAUAUGGAUUAAAAAAUUUAUCCAAGAAAUACGUUUAAAUUAUGAAUUAUAUGCUGAAUGUAUGGCAAAACAUAUCCCAUGCCAACAAAUGCCAAUUCCUAAAAUAAAAAUAAUGUGUUGUCCAACCAAGACCUAUUGAGUUUAGUGGGCACGUGCUUAACUCUCUUCUUUUAAAUUUGAGGGUUUAACCAUGCUUUAUUUAGUAAUCAGACAGGGGCAUGAAAUGGUGAAAUUGGCUUGUUGACCAUUUUGGUGGUAAUUAAAAGUUUAGGUGAUUAGGGUACCACCUUUAUGUCUGGUUGACCUAAGAAGUUACAGUACAAGUAGCCUGAAUUAGCUUCUGUACUGCAUCAUGAAAAAAGGUAGCCAUAGGAAGAAGUAGUCUUACUGUUUGAGGUCAUUGAAGAAAGUCUUGUGUUCAGAUUAAGACUGCUAAUAGUUUCACUUCAGCUUCCACAUCUGAUACUACGUGUCAUUUUUGAAGGCUUAAGCGCCUUGAUGUGAUGGAUCAAUGGAGAAACUAACUACUAGAUCUGACUAGGCUUUCUGUUUUGUGUGAAAUUGAAAUAAAUAGACUUUGUUCAAAUUACGGUGUUGAAUAAAAUUAUUUGUGGUGUC